Messenger RNA from Dimorphilus gyrociliatus, 1548 nucleotides. NCBI's taxonomy places the organism in Eukaryota, Metazoa, Annelida, Polychaeta, Dinophilidae. The record is from the annotation of a GenBank genome assembly.
AUUAAAUUCAUCCACUGAUAAGCCCUUAUCUUUUCUUUGUCCAAGUCAAACAUGACCCGAAGGUAAUAUUUCUCCAUUUUCUAAAACUUAUAACUCCGCCCACAUGGUGGCGAUUGGUUGAAUGUUUUCAAGAAUUGCCUGAUCUUUACAAAAUGUAGGCGGGACAAUGUUUUCUACGUCAUUUUCUGAUCGAAAUCUUAUUGAUAUUCUGUCCGUUCAUUUCGAUUUUUUCAAUGGAGAGCUGCGUUUUAAUUCCCGACUGUCUUUCGUUAGUUUUGGAACCUUUUAAACAACAUGAAGAUAACAAUCAUCCUGGAACAUUCAACAAAUUUGACGUUGGAGUGUCAGUUCGAGCUAGAAAAAAGUUGAAAAAAGGAUGCAUUCUCUCUCCCAAUCAAGGACGAAUUGAAUUGUUUCAAUAUCAAAUAAGUGAAAUUUUAGAAAAGGACGAUAUUCGAUUUGAUCGAGGAUGCAUUGAGAAUAUUAUGUCGGUCGAAAAGCACUUGGUUAGACAUUGUAAUUGGGUGAGAUUUGUGAGAAAUUCAAAACGUGAAAAUUUAGAAGAUAUUCGAGAUAUAGAUGGCAGUAUUGUUGGUUUUAAAGUUUUAUGUGAUAUAGAUGCCGGACAAGAACUUUUAUUUCAAAUGGAAGCUAAGAGAGAAUUGUCAGACAGUGGCAUUGCAUCAACAUCAACUUUAUCGGAGAAAUUCCAAUCGCCUUAUGAUACAAGAUUUUUUUCUCAUUUACUAACACCAACUAGUGAUAUUUUUUCUCCACCUAAACAUCUAUUUUCAUCAAUGAAUCCACCUCUUCCUCCUCCCCCUCCUCCACUACCUCCUCCGCCCCAUCCAACAACCUCUCUAUUCUAUAAUAACUCGCUUCCGGGAAAUCCUAUUAGAAAUAAAAAGGAAAAAACUUGGCUACCUUGUACAGUUUGUGGGAAAAAAUUUGAUAGACCAUCGCUGUUGAGGCGUCACACGAGGACACAUACGGGUGAGAAACCUCAUUCGUGUGAUGUGUGUGGUAAAUCAUUUUCGACGUCAUCUAGUUUAAAUACACACAGGAGAAUACACUCUGGAGAAAAACCACAUGAAUGUCAAAUUUGUGGUAAAAGAUUUACAGCAAGUUCAAAUCUAUACUACCAUAGAAUGACACACGACAAAGAAAAACCUCAUAAAUGCAAAUUAUGCUCAAAAUCUUUCCCAACACCAGGAGAUUUGCGGUCCCAUACCUAUGUCCAUAAUGGUUCUUGGCCAUUCAGAUGCCAAGUAUGCCAGAGGGGUUUCAGCAAGGCAACCAAUUUAAAAAAUCAUUUACUUUUGCACAGCGGAGAUAAACCUCAUCAAUGUAACGUUUGUGGUAAGAGGUUUGCCUUACAGUGCAACCUUAAAACACAUUUGAAAACGCACGAAAUGUCAAAAAACAAUACAUUUGACUUGAAUAAUUUGACUAUACCUAAAACUACUUGGACAAAGUAUUAAGGCUUUUAUAUAUAACAGUUACAAACUUAAUUUCUUUCAGAAAUUUUUUAUCCUGAUACUAAAAAAU